Syngnathus typhle (broad-nosed pipefish) is the source of this 1369-nucleotide messenger RNA. Its product is annotated as patatin-like phospholipase domain-containing protein 2. NCBI's taxonomy places the organism in Eukaryota, Metazoa, Chordata, Actinopteri, Syngnathiformes, Syngnathidae. Gene Ontology annotation, cellular component: membrane; lipid droplet; cytoplasm. Gene Ontology annotation, molecular function: triacylglycerol lipase activity. The record is from RefSeq and is a predicted model, not a curated record. The coding region runs from base 65 to 1207 and encodes 380 amino acids. The transcript has 9 exons. Gene Ontology annotation, biological process: lipid homeostasis; triglyceride catabolic process.
UUGCGCAACACUGCCGAGCGAUGCCUGUGAGAGCUUGUGUGUGAAGCGUCCAAGAGUUGAAAGGAUGCAUGGCCGGGCUGAAGAGUGGAAUAUAUCUUUUGCGGGUUGCGGCUUUCGCAGUGUUUACUACAUGGGAGCCAUGACUUGCAUCCUGGAGCGAGCGCCAAACCUGGUGCACGGGGCUUCCAAGAUUUGCGGAGCGUCGUCGGGAUGCCUGGUGGCGGCAGCGUUGACUGUGGGACUCCCCAUCGAACAUUUGUACAUGGACGUGUUAACGGCGGCUAAAGAAGCGAGGAAGCACCGCUUGAGCGUCUUCCACCCGACCUUCAGCCUCCUGCGAACGCUGCGCGACUCCCUGCGGGAGAAACUUCCGGAAGACGCCCACCGGCGUGCCUCGGGGAGGCUCUGCGUGUCCAUCACCAGGAUAAGGGACAGGAGAAACGUCUUGGUGUCCCAUUUUGACAGCAGGGAGGAGCUCAUACAGGUGCUAAUGUGCAGCUGCUUCUUCCCAGUCUACUGUGGCUUGAUUCCACCUUCCUACCGUGGACAACUAUACAUGGAUGGAGCCCUGAGCAAUAACAUGCCGCUGUUGGAGUGUCCAAACACCAUCACAGUGGCUCCAUUCUGCAGCGAGAGUGACAUCAGCCCCAAAGAUGGCGCUUGGACCGCCAUUUCGGUGUACUGCAAUAACCUCAGCAUCCAGGUGACCAUGGAAAACGUGCGGCGCAUCUACACCUCCUUCCUACCUCCGACACCUGAGGAGCUGGCUGAGAUCUUCCACAGUGGCUACACAGAUGCUCUUUGCUUUCUGAGACAAGAAGAUUUGCUGGCUACAUCUUCCCCGGAAGAGCAGGUGGACAUUACAAAGGCAGCUUUGGGGGAUCAACCCUGGUGGCUGGAGCAUAAACAUGCACAUAACCUUCCGCUCAAUAUCAAGAGAGUAUUGUGUGUGGCGUGUAGGGAUGAUCCAAUUGGAAGCCAAAGCUUGUGUCUAGUUGAAGUUUUUUACUACGUGCUGACUCCACUGGUGGUUGCCGUUGAGUUGAUUUGGUUCCUUUUAAAAAGCCUCCUAAGGACUACCAAUAAUCCACAAAGACUAAACAGCAGUUGCCAUGACAACAACUGCAGCAGCGUGUCAUCGAAGAAGAAACGCAGCAGAUUGGACUUUGACUCUAAAAACAAAUUAUCAACAAAUGUGCUUAUUUAAUGUUGCUGUGUAGCUUUUGACAUAUUUAUAUAUCGGUUUUGUGAAUAUUUAACCUUGCACAGGAGGAUUCAGUAACUUAUGAUAAAGAUGGUUUACUUAAUCUUUCUUUCCAAUAAAAACUCCCUCAACAGAACAGGUGAAAAAAACCCAAAAUGCAAUGAU